Molecule: messenger RNA, 5379 nt
Organism: Cladocopium goreaui
Lineage: Eukaryota; Dinophyceae; Suessiales; Symbiodiniaceae
Source: the annotation of a GenBank genome assembly
UUAGAGUCACUGGCUUGUUGCCCCUCGCUGCCAUGAGCUUCAUAUGAGAGGCGGCACUUGCGGCAGCGGCCAAUGAACCGUCUGAAGCAGGUGGCAAACAGCUUGCAAAAUCCAGCCAGACCGGAGCUGGUUCCCAGUGGAUACGAGAAGCGCUGCGGGCUUUUGCAUUCGGAGUGGGCCUACGAACACUUGCGAUGGAUGAUCCAGAAGGACUCCCUUGGCCAAGAUAUUUUUUUGUUAGGUUCCCACUCGCCGCUCCGACGCUGGCUGGCCUUUCGCUUCUGCGAGGUAUUAGGUCGCGAAUGCGAAUUUCUGGCUUUGACGCCUGAUACCUCUGAGGUGGAUCUCAAGUCCCGGCGUGAGCUCCGCGCCGUGGACGGCCUGCAGGGGGCCUUGGAGGUGGUGUGGUUCGACCAGGCGGUGGUGCGUGCAGCGCUCUUCGGUCGGGUGCUGGUCUUGGAGGGCCUGGAGAAGGCGGAGCGGAACGUGCUACCCGUUCUGAACAAUCUGCUAGAGAAUCGGGAGAUGCAGCUGGAAGAUGGGCGAUUCUUGGUCGCCCCGCAGCGCUAUGAUCGUCUAGUGAAGGAGGGGAAAGAUGCUGGGCAGCUGAACUUGGUGAGAGUCCACGAAGAUUUUCGAGUGGUGGCUCUGGGGGUGCCUUCUCCGCCCUUCCCCGGCAAUCCGCUGGACCCGCCACUGCGCUCGCGCUUCCAAGCCCGCCACGUGGCGCGGGCGCCGGCCGAUCUGUUGUUACAGCGCUUACACAGCGAAGCACCGAAGGCUCCAGCAGAGGUGCUACAACAGCUGCUGAAGUUCUAUGAGACGCUCUGGGAACUAAUGCAGGCGCAGGGGAGCACUUCUGGAAUGGAAGUGCGAAGCAUGGCCUUUUCUGCCCCUUGUUAUCCCUCUGAAGAGUCGGUGAUCUCGGCUGCAAAGCUUCUGAAUCAGCUCCCGCAGCUUCCACUGCAUGCAGUGAUCCAACGGAUUUUUCCAUUCCAGAUGGAGAGUGGCCUGCUGAAUAGCGCCAUGGCCAAGUUGGUGACGACCAUCCUGCCAACAGAAGGGGAGGAGAAGAUGGAUAUCAUGGGAGUGGUCCCAGCGUCACCAGGCAACGUUCGCGUGCAGCUUCGCUGCGGCGAAGCUCUGACUGAAGUGCGAUGCCAGGGUGGUGAUGGUGAGUGCUCAGUGGAUUCCAGGCUUCCAGCUUUUCAAAUGCAGCUGCUUUCAGAGAUGGUGGCUGCUGCAUCCACCGGCCAAGAUCUCUGCAUCAUUGGUCCCAGGGGUGAAGGAAAGACCUUCCUGGCGCAGCACUUGGCGCGUUGCUUGGGAUAUUCGCAGAUCCACACCCUGUUCUUGCACGAGGAGAUGACCGCUCGAGAUCUCUUCCAACGGCGAACUACCAACGAGAAGGGCGAGAGCAUCUGGGAGCCUUCACCACUACUGCGGGCCAUGGAGCAUGGAGGCCUUUGCGUGCUGGAUGGCCUACAGCAGCUGCGACCCAUGACACUUUCGGCUUUGGCGCCGCUGAUCCAGGAUCGCGAAGUGACACUCUACGACGGGGUUCGCUUCAUCUCAGCCUGGCGUUGGCAGCACCUUCAGGGUGCCGCGUCCAUGGCCAUGGCGGAGCUGCGACGGAGGGGCACGCGGAUGACGCAUCCCAGCUUCCGGAUGGUGGCGCUGGCCACACCUGCCAGGGCGAAAGGGUGGUUGACCAACGAAGUCUUGCAACUGUUUCACUUCUUCGUGCUGCCCCGGAAUGUUGACCUGCAGCCGGUGCUGUGGCGCUCGGUCCCUCUCUGCCCGAAGGACUUGGUCCAGCGGCUGCUGCAGCUGCGAAAUGAGCUGCUGGAGGCGUCCUUGGACGCACGGUCGCCGCUAUGGACAGGUCAAAAUCCCCUGGACACUCAGGGCGCCAUCCAUCCCAUCGUGACGCUCUCCUUGCGCUCCCUGCUGCGAGCAGCUAGAGUGGCGACCGGCAACACGACGCAGGAUGUGGCGGACUACUUGCAGAGUGCCCUAAUGAUGGACUUUAUGCCGCCAAACGAAAGCGGCGCGCUGGUGAAGAUUCUGCAGUCUGCAGGCUUCAGUCUCAGGUCCCGUCUCGUUCGCCUGCGCGAAGCCGCCGGGAUGGCCAUCGUGCCAGCGGCGCCGGGCGAGAUGCUGCGCAUCGGCGCGGUGCAGCUGAAGGUGCUGGCGCCCAAGGAGAGCGCCUUGAUCCCAGAAACGGAGUUCUUCGACAAUCCGCAGCAGACCUUGUCCCUUCACGACAUGCUGCGGGACAUGGCUGCCCAGGAGCACUUGCUGCUCAUGGGCAACCAGGGCGUAGGCAAGAACAAGUUGAUUGACCGUUUGCUCAUGCUGCUGCACCGUGAGCGUGAAUACAUCCAGCUCCAUCGGGAUACCACGGUGGGGUCACUGACUUUGGUUCCCACCCUGCGCAACGGCGUGGUGUCCUUCGACGAUUCGCCACUGGUGAAAGCCAUGCUGCACGGCCGGGUGCUGGUGAUCGAUGAGUUUGACAAAGCGCCAACGGAGGUGGUUUUGACCUUGAAGGGCCUGUUGCAGGAUGGGGAGAUCCUCUUAGUGGAUGGACGUCGUUUUGUGAAGUGUGUCGCUGCAUCCAUGGAUGCAUCACCGAUUCACCCGAACUUUCAGGUGGUGGCUUUGGCCAACCGACCGGGCUACCCUUUCCUGGGCAACGACUUCUUUCGAGAGAUGGGCGACUGCUUUGCCUGCCAUGCGAUCCAAAAUCCCGAUGAAGAGUCUGAAGUGGCGAUGCUGCAGUCCUACGCCCCGGACGUAUCUCUGGAGCUUUUGCACUUGCUCUCCUCGUCCUUCACGGAAUUGCGCGCCUUAGUGGAGGCUGGAAAGUUGUCCUAUCCCUACUCCACGCGCGAGUUGGUGAACCUGGUGCGUCACCUGCAGCAGUUUCCUGAAGACAGCUUAGCCGAGGUGAUGGAAAACGUCUUCGCCUUCGAUGUCUACGACCCCGAGCUUCGGCGUUUAGUCCUGGAGGUCUUCCAACGCCAUGGCCUUGCCCUGGACCCGGUGAACCCGGUGGACCCGGCGCGUGGCCGUGGUCUACGACCCCGGCAGCUGCUGCAGCUGCUGGCUCCCAGGAUUUGCGGGCAGCUGCGACGGGGUGAAGGAGCUCCAGAGCCAGUGACCGUGAAAAGCUGCAGCCUGCAGCGGCAGUGGCGCCGAAGAUGGCGUGGCGUUGCGGAUCAGCCAGGCGAUGCAGGCGCUGAGUGGCAGCCUUUGGAGCUGCACUCGGCUCGCGCGCGGCGAUUCUCGGAGGAGGAGCUCUGGUUUCGAAUGGGCUCCGUGACCAAGGACGGCGUGUUGAUCCGUGGACAAAAUCCAUUGACAGGAUCCUGGUUGGGUAAUUUGCUGUCGAUGGCUGCGGCGGAAAGCACGCUAUGCGUCCUGAGCAGCCAGAUGAUCCUGGACGUCUACGACUUGAAAACGAAGCAAUGCCGGCAGCUGCCAUUGGCAGCGAAUGGGCAUCGCGCCUUGCAUGGUGUCACUGCAAACAACACUGCCAUGGUGGCGUUACCAGGUGAAGGUUGCCUCUGUGCCUAUGAUGCCCGGCAGGGAUCCCUGCUGCGCAUCUGGCCGCGCUCUGGGGAGGCAGAAGCCUUUCAGCUGACUCUGGCAUCCCAUGGGGCGGUGAAGCUACAGCCGUGGCAUGGCGAGUUGUUGAUCUAUGCCGAAGGAGGGCAGGAGCUGGUUGUGGCAGACAUGGAAGGAGCGGCAGCCAGACUUGAAGUGCAUCUGACUGGUGGCCUGCGGAGCGUGGACGUCUUGAGCGACUGCAGGUUGAUGUUGAGCUCUUCGACUGAGCGCUUGGAGCUCACUUGGCCAGGCAACUCGACUGGACGCAUGGAUGUCAAGGUCGUCUCGGUGACCUUGGACGUUGAUCCACAUUUUGUUUCACAUCCACUACCCGCAAGUCAGCUGCAGCUGCCAGAUCAUUUGCAGUCCUCCAUGGGCGGGCACAGCCACGGCCACGUCAUGUCCGAUGGAUCCAUCGGCUCCAGCGGGCGCCAUGGACUGCUCAGUCUGGGUUUGGAUCUGGGCAUGGCCUCAACGCCCAUCUGGGAAUAUCCACGGCGCGAGGCGCUGCUGGCAUAUCUGCGGUCACAGAUGGAGGCGGAGGAUUUCGCGCUGGAGGUGGAUGUGGCCUUGGUUUCUUGUUGGCACUCAGCGUCCAACAGCUUGAUCUCUGUCUUCUCCCCUGUGGGCGACUCCCCAUUGCGUGCCAGGUAUGGCAUGCUCUACCUGGAAGCCCUGAACGUCUCCAGCUCCAUGCUGCGGCGUGUGCUGCUGGGAAAGGUCCCAGGCUUGGGGUCCCAAUCGCAGGCUCAGCCAGGGCCAGGGACUGAUAGUUCCUUAGCAGAUCAAGGGCUCCUGCUCACCAGACGCAAGGUUCCUGACAGGGUGCAGCAUGUGGAGAUGCCUCAGUGCCUGGCUGUCUGCGAGUUGGAGGAUGGACGCCUGGCCCUGCUCUUCGCGGAUUCACACGUGCGCAUCCUGGAGUUGCGCGCAGACUCCUUGGCUUUGCAAGAGGCUCUCUACAGUAGCAUGUUGGGUCGCCCUGGGAAGGAAGAUCCAGAAAUGGUGGAGGAAAACUUGGAGUUUGACGAGCUGGAAGAGGGAGAAGAUGACUUGGAGGACUUUGAGGAUGACGGUCAAGAUGAUGAUUCUACCAACGAUGGUGCUGGAGCUUCGGGCGGCCGCAGUGGGAAAUCAGAUGCAAAGCGAGCGGAAGCAGAGAAGGUGAUCAAAGAGGCGAGAGAACGAGCAGCAGAAGUGAGAAAGAUCCAGAAGAUGAAGUUGGAACUGAAGGACUUCGAUCAUGCCAAGUAUGACGAACUCUUCAAAGUGGUGGAGAAAGAGAUCAUGCAACUACGAGUUAUUCUCCAAUCCAUUGAAGCCAGGGAACGAGAACGAACUUGGCUACGUGGGAAGGUGCUGGGAGAGUUUGAUGACAACAAGAUCGUGGAUUUGGCCAUUGGCGAGAAGAACGUCUUCAAACGUCGUGGCCAACGCGAAGACCACAGUUUCCUCCAAGCCCUGCCCAAGCGCUUGUCCUUCGUGGUGGACGUGAGCGGUUCCAUGGCCGUCUUUAACGGCGACGGCCGGUUGGAUCGGCUUAUGGCCACGAUGGUGAUGAUGAUGGAAAGCUUGGUGGGCUUGGAGCACAAGUACAUCUACGAGAUCAUCGGCCACAGCGGGGAAAGUGACUGGUUGCCCUUCGUCAAAAUGGGCGAGGCGCCCAAGGAUCGCGUGGAGCGUUAUGCCGUGAUCGAGGCCAUGACUGACCAUGCGGCCACAGCCAGAAGUGGGGACAACACGCUGUCUGCUGGGGUCACCUGA